AUCUACCAAUUCCCAUCUUCAAAACACCCAUCCCAAAUCAUUAUUCCAUGUGUACCUGCAAUUUUUCGGGCUGAGAAUUACAAUGGACUUGGCACCCAAGUUCACCAUUUUCCUCCUCGCCAUUGUUCUGCAACUCUGUGUAGCAUUCUGCAGAGAAGCACAGAAUGCCUACAAUUACAAUUCCAUAGCCAUUCCUCUUUACAGGGGCAAUGCAUUUGCGCAUUUGGAGGUCCAAGGUUCGAGCCCCGAGGAUGAAGAUGAAGCAGUCCAGAAAGUGGCGAGGGCAGUGCAGGCCAGUAAAGCGCGUGUUACAGCUCUGAAAAAGGGGCUUUUAAGAAAGCCAAUGCAAGAAAUUAAGAAGCAGAAGAAGGGGAAAUCACCAGGGAGAGGAGUCGUGGAGAAUCUGUAUGCUCGCAGCUUUGGUGGGUAUUCAAUGAAGAUCAGUUUAGGAACCCCCCCACAAGAAAUGACUGUGAUUAUGGACACUGGUAGUGAUCUUGUGUGGGUGCCCUGCACACGCAGCUAUGACUGUGACCGCUGCAAGAACAGCAGUGACCCACCAUUUCUACCGAGAAAUUCCUCAUCAAAAAUCCUCGUAACCUGUUCAGAUCCGAACUGUAAGAACCUCCAUGGGAACAUUACAGAGCGACUCUGUUUUAGCAGAGACAAGUGCUCAGGUACCCUGAGCAACUGCUCCCAUGUCACAUGCCCCAUUUAUGGGCUUCAGUAUGGCAGAGGAAGCACCAUUGGGUUUCUUCUUUCUGAAACCCUGACAUUCGGAGGCAGCGGAAGAGAAAUCAGGAACUUUGCAGUGGGUUGUUCGCUGGCUUCUUCGGAGCAGCCAAACAGGGGAACAGGAAUUGCAGGAUUUGGCAGAGGAAGUCUGUCAUUGCCAUCGCAGAUGGGCAGUGCAGGCAACAGUUUUGCCUAUUGUCUGCAGAGCCAUAGCUUCGAUGAAGAAAAGAUCAGUAGCAGGCUUGAACUUGGUAAGAUUUCUCCUCCCCUGCAUUUGCAUUAUACCCCUUUUAUGACCAAUCCCACAGAAAGCCCAUAUGAUGUGUUCUACUACCUUGGGCUCAGAGCCCUAACUGUGGGUGAACAGCACCUGAAGCUGCCCUCCAAGCUCAUGAGAAUUGAUGAAAGUGGCAGCAGAGGAACGAUUAUAGAUUCAGGGACUACUUUUACUGUUGUGGAUGAAAGAAUCCAUGAGCAAAUUGCAGGGGCCUUUGUUUCUCAGACCCAGUACAGCAGAGCCAGCAAAAUUGAAGCCCUUACUGGUCUGGGACUCUGUUAUAAUGUGUCUGGUUUGCAGAAGAUUUUUUUGCCCAAAUUCGGGUUUCAUUUCAAGGGUGGAGCACGCAUGGAGCUGCCUCUUGAGAAUUAUGUUAUUGGGGUCGGUGGGGAUUCCAUUUGCUUGGCCAUGAUCAGUAACAGUGGCAUCUUGGAUCAAGAUUCCGGGCCUUCUGUCGUUUUGGGAAAUUUUAACCAGCAGAAUUUUUAUCUGUUCUAUGACAGGAAAAACAAUCGUCUUGGCUUCGCUCCCAAACACUGUGCGUCGCCGACAUGAUUCUUCUUCUGUCCUGUCAUGUCAGUCCCCUGGCAACAGGACAUUCUCUUUAGUUUUUUUACUGCGUAUUUGAGUCCACAUUCAAUAAAAAAUUCUCACAUUCUCAUGUAAUUAUUCUUGCAGAUUAUUUCAUUUUCGCCUAGGGUUUAUUCUUUUCAUUGUAUGUCCAUUUCACUAAACAGAAACAGAGAUAAUGUUUAACUUGGAAAAGAUUCUUCAGAAAACAAGUUUUCUCAGGAAUUGUAAUUUCUUUUAACAGUUGGUACGAACCAUUUCUCUUGUUUGCAGUUAAAUUUGGUUGAAAGUUUGCAGAGGACUUGAGUCUUCUGCCAUUGUAAGGGGAGGAGGUUUAAUUACCCUUCUGUACAUAAUGGUUAUUAAGCAAAUGUUUUAGUGAUUUUAUGGUU
Molecule: messenger RNA, 1974 nt
Organism: Cryptomeria japonica (Japanese cedar)
Lineage: Eukaryota; Viridiplantae; Streptophyta; Pinopsida; Cupressales; Cupressaceae
Product: probable aspartyl protease At4g16563
Exons: 1
Coding region: 83-1567 (494 amino acids)
Biological process (GO): proteolysis
Cellular component (GO): extracellular region
Molecular function (GO): aspartic-type endopeptidase activity
Source: RefSeq, a predicted model, not a curated record